CUUCUACUUUCUUUCUUUCUUUCUAAUUCUCUCUCUGCUUUAGCAUAUUUUUUCUCCAUUGUUUAGUCCCACCUCACAAGUGAUAUCUUGUCUCCACUUUUUAGCUCAAUUGGGUUCACUUUACCAACCUUGAUCUUCUUCAUUUUCCUUUGUACCCUUCACCGUUUCACUUCUUUUAAUUUGGUUUUCUUGUUCAUACUCCACCAUAUAAACCUUUUCGUCAUUUUCAUUUUUGUUUUCCUCCCUCUCCCUUUCUGUGCUCAACUCUCCUCUCCUCCAGAUUCCAGUCAUGAUUGAUCCCAAGUCCAAUUACUUCAGUGGAUGCUAUAACCUAAACCAUCUACCCCGCUUGUCUUCCUCUGCAUCUUCUUCCAAUCCAUCUUUAUAUGCAUCUUAUGGCUACAACUCUUUCACUCAUCAUUGCCAAUAUUCCUCUUCACCUCCCUCUCCUCCUGUCAAAGCAGCUCUUCCACUCCUCAGUUUAAGCCCAACAAGGCAUGACUACCACCAGCAAGAAUCCUGGUGCAGUGCCACGGAAGUAGGCAAGAACAAAGACAAAGAAGAAAGCUUGUUUGAUAAUGACUCUGUGACUGUGGCUUUGCACCUAGGGCUUCCUAGUCCUAGCUCUGCUGAUUUUGUCUCAAGCUUAUCCUCCACAGAGAUCUCUUCAGAUAAAGAAGAUGUUACUGUUGCUUCUGGGUAUCAGACAACCAAUACUCUUGUCAAGCGUCAAUAUUGGAUCCCUACACCUGCACAAAUUCUGAUUGGUCCUACACAGUUUUCAUGUCCUCUUUGCUUCAAGACCUUCAACAGAUACAAUAACAUGCAGAUGCAUAUGUGGGGGCAUGGAUCUCAGUAUAGGAAAGGGCCAGAGUCUCUUAGAGGAACACAGCCAACUGCCAUGCUUAGGCUACCUUGCUAUUGCUGUGCACCAGGAUGCAGGAACAAUAUUGAUCAUCCAAGAUCAAAACCUCUCAAGGAUUUUAGAACCCUUCAAACACAUUACAAGAGAAAACAUGGGAUCAAGCCUUUCAUGUGCAGAAAAUGUGGCAAGGCUUUUGCUGUUAGAGGUGAUUGGAGAACCCAUGAGAAGAACUGUGGGAAGCUUUGGUAUUGCAUUUGUGGAUCUGAUUUCAAGCACAAAAGGUCUCUCAAAGAUCAUAUCAAGUCAUUCGGUCAUGGCCAUGCAGCUUACGGUAUCGACUCCUUUGAAGAAGAAGAAGAAGAAGAACCAGCCUCUGAAAUUGAGCAAGAGAAUGAAUCUACUCGGUGAAAGAAAUUAAUUGAACAAUAUCUCGAAAACUAUGGUCCAUAUUUUGAGUUGAUAUUGUUUUACGCAAUCGUAGCCUCUUAAAUAAAGUUACAUAUUCUGAAAUAAUCUCUUAUAUUUUUACAAUUAUGUAUAAUCUCGUAUGUGUAAAUUAUGCUGAAAAAAAAAAGAAAAGAAAAGGAAUGGGGGAUAUAAUAAGAUCCACCAAAGAGUUAAAUGACGUACUUAUAA
Messenger RNA from Manihot esculenta (cassava), 1501 nucleotides. Its product is annotated as zinc finger protein WIP2. Bases 290 to 1273 code for a protein of 327 amino acids. Gene Ontology annotation, cellular component: nucleus. NCBI's taxonomy places the organism in Eukaryota, Viridiplantae, Streptophyta, Magnoliopsida, Malpighiales, Euphorbiaceae. Gene Ontology annotation, molecular function: DNA-binding transcription factor activity. The transcript has 2 exons. The record is from RefSeq and is a predicted model, not a curated record. Gene Ontology annotation, biological process: regulation of gene expression; anatomical structure development.